GGGAAGAGGGAAAGUUUUYUUUAUUUAGAUCAGUUCCUAAGAAGACUCACCUGGCAGGUUUUCGCCUCGGUGUGAGCGUAUAAAACGAGAUGGUGAUGGAGCUGCACAGUCAAACAGACUCAGGAGUGAAGAACGCUUCACGUCAAAGACGAGGCAAAUCACUGCAGAAGAAACCACUGAUCUUCACAAGCUGAGGUAAAGAUGAACUCUGGGAUCCAGUGCAUCGUUCUUCUGGCCUGCAUCGCCGUCUGCUCCUCAGCUAGUAUUAUGAGGUGCCAGUGCAUAAAAACGAUUUCAGCAGUAAGACCCCAUCUCAUCGCUGAUGUGAGAGUGCAUCAACCUGGUCCAUACUGCAGCAAACAGGAAGUGAUUGUCAUCCUCAAAGAUGAAACCCAGCGCUGCCUUGACCCUGAGGGACGUCAGGCUCAAGACAUCAUCAGAUCACUCCUGAAAGCAAAAGAAAUGCAGACAAAGGCUGAGAAAACGAGCAGAGUCAACACAAAAGCAACUACUGCAGCAGCAGCAACUACUGCAGCAACCACAACUACUGCAACAUCAGUGGAAGCAACAGCAGUAGAAGCAACAGCAGCACCAACAGCAGCAGCAGCAACUACUGCAGCAGACAAAGGCUGA
Molecule: messenger RNA, 633 nt
Organism: Poecilia reticulata (guppy)
Lineage: Eukaryota; Metazoa; Chordata; Actinopteri; Cyprinodontiformes; Poeciliidae
Biological process (GO): immune response; chemotaxis; defense response
Cellular component (GO): extracellular region
Molecular function (GO): chemokine activity
Source: RefSeq, a predicted model, not a curated record